AUGUCACACGUCCCGGCCUACCCUCGAGACGAAAUCGCAGGAGUCGAGCUUCACCCUAUUGAGCAAGACAAGGACCUCGACAACAAGCACCCCGGCGGCUCCUCCGACGACAUUCAAGCUGUCACCAACAAUGAGGAGUACGACCCCUUCGAGGUCGAUCAGAACUAUCUCGUCGCCUCCAGGACGACCAAGUUCUUCCGCGGGGUCCUCUUCCAGAUGGUACUCUUCGGCGCGCUGUCGUUCGUCGGCCCUUCCAUGAACGAUGCCAUCUCCAACCUCGGUGGAGGUGGUCUAUCCACUCCCUACCUCGCCAACUUGGCCAAUGCCCUCAACUACACCAUGUCCUGCCUCUUGACCCUAUUCGGCGGACCCAUCAUCAACAAGGUCGGCAUCAAGUGGGCAUGUGUCAUUGCUGCUUUCGGCAUGCCUCUCGGUGGCAGCGGCUACUACACCCGUGCUCGCUUGGGUAUCGACUGGUACCUGCUCUUGGCUAGGUGUGUCGGCGGUAUUACUGGCGGCUUCCUCUAUGUCGGCGAGAGUACUGCUAUGCUCUCCUACCCCCUCCAGGACGACCGCGGUCUCUAUCUGGGGAUCUGGAGUGCGAUGCGCAAUUCUGGAAGUAUCAUGGGCGGAGCGAUCAACUUCGCCACGAAUUUCUCGUCCUCGACCGCUGGGGGCAUCGCUUGGUCGACCUACCUUAUCUUCAUCGGCUUUGAAUGCACCGGGGUAAUCUGGGCCUUCCUCCUCUCCCCUACCGCCAAGGUCCGCCGGAAGAACGGCACGCGCAUCCCGAGCUCCCCGCCUCUGUCGUGGAAGAAGGAGUUCAUCGCGCUCUACCAACACGCCAAGAGCCCUAGGACCUGGCUCAUGUUCGUCCCCGCAUUUUAUUCCUUCUUCUGUGGCGGAACCUUCGGAACCUACCUCUCACUCAACUUUUCCGUUCGCGCCAGGGCUCUUUCGUCCCUCAUCGUCCCCUCCUUUACCGUCCCCCUCGUUGUCGCCUACGGCAAACUCAUCCUCGACCGCACCAGCUGGUCGCAAAAGAAGCGCGCGUGGGUUUGUGUUGCUGCUUGGGUCAUCCCUCAGGGCGCCGCUUUCGUGUGGGUCUCGAUUCAGAUUGCUAAGCAGCAAACCCCUCUGAUUGCCUACGACUACGGAAUCCACGGUGCCCGCUGGGCCGAAGCCUACAUGCCCUACGCGAUCAUGUUGAUCACCUCCUACUGGUGUCAGCUCUCGAUCUACUGGAUCCUCGGUACCUUUUCUACGGACGUGAAGUCGGCCUCGCGUACCGGUGGUCUCUUCCGAGCCUUCGAGACCGCGGGUCAGGCCAUCUCGUACGGUAUCAACGCCACCGCCGCCAACAAGAACGUGCCUAUGUGGGUCAACAUCGCGGUCUUCGUCGUGACCCUUCCUGCACUGUAUUUCCUCAUCAGACUGGUGCCUGAGAAGCCGCUGGAGCAUGACGACGUGGCGGACAGCCAUCUGAACGAGCCGAAAGUCAAGGCUUAG
Molecule: messenger RNA, 1509 nt
Organism: Dioszegia hungarica
Lineage: Eukaryota; Fungi; Basidiomycota; Tremellomycetes; Tremellales; Bulleribasidiaceae
Product: major facilitator superfamily domain-containing protein
Exons: 7
Coding region: 1-1509 (502 amino acids)
Biological process (GO): transmembrane transport
Molecular function (GO): transmembrane transporter activity
Source: RefSeq, a predicted model, not a curated record